AUGUGUAAAGCCGGUUUUGCCGGUGAUGACGCUCCACGUGCAGUUUUCCCAUCCAUCGUCGGUAGACCAAGACACCAGGGUAUCAUGGUUGGUAUGGGCCAGAAGGACUCUUAUGUUGGAGAUGAAGCUCAAUCCAAGAGAGGUAUCUUGACCCUGAGAUACCCAAUUGAGCAUGGUAUCGUCACUAACUGGGAUGACAUGGAGAAGAUCUGGCAUCACACUUUCUACAACGAGUUGCGUGUCGCUCCAGAAGAGCACCCAGUCUUGUUGACCGAGGCCCCAAUGAACCCAAAGUCAAACAGAGAGAAGAUGACUCAAAUCAUGUUUGAGACUUUCAACUGCCCAGCCUUCUACGUGUCCAUCCAGGCCGUUUUGUCCCUGUACUCUUCCGGUAGAACCACUGGUAUUGUCUUGGACUCCGGUGAUGGUGUUACCCACGUUGUUCCAAUCUACGCUGGUUUCUCUUUGCCACACGCCAUUUUGAGAAUUGACUUGGCUGGUAGAGAUUUGACCGACUACUUGAUGAAGAUUCUGUCUGAGCGUGGUUACACUUUCUCCACUACUGCCGAGCGUGAAAUUGUUCGUGACAUCAAGGAGAAGCUGUGUUACGUUGCCUUGGACUUUGACCAAGAGUUGCAGACCUCUUCCCAGUCUUCUGCCAUUGAGAAGUCUUACGAGUUGCCAGAUGGUCAAGUUAUCACCAUCGGUAACGAAAGAUUCAGAGCCCCAGAGGCUUUGUUCCACCCAAGUGCCUUGGGUCUCGAAGCCGUUGGUAUCGACCAAACCACCUACAACUCCAUCACCAAGUGUGACUUGGAUGUUCGUAAGGACUUGUACGGUAACAUUGUCAUGUCUGGUGGUACUACUAUGUUCCCAGGUAUUGCCGAACGUAUGCAAAAGGAGAUCACUGCAUUGGCUCCAUCUUCUAUGAAGGUCAAGAUCAUUGCUCCACCAGAGCGUAAGUACUCUGUCUGGAUCGGUGGUUCCAUCUUGGCAUCUUUGUCGACUUUCCAACAAAUGUGGAUCUCAAAGCAAGAAUACGACGAGUCUGGACCUUCUAUCGUCCACCACAAGUGUUUCUAA
Molecule: messenger RNA, 1083 nt
Organism: Kuraishia capsulata CBS 1993
Lineage: Eukaryota; Fungi; Ascomycota; Pichiomycetes; Pichiales; Pichiaceae
Exons: 1
Coding region: 1-1083 (360 amino acids)
Source: RefSeq, a predicted model, not a curated record